AUGAGAGGUCACACACGAAGCGAGAGAAAUAUGAAAUCUUUAAGCUCAGUGCAGACUUCCACCUGCUCUGUUUCUGCCAGAGAACGGAGUCUCUACCUCGAGUUCUGGUUAGUACCACAUGAUUUUGGGCUGCGGGUGGGGCGUUGCAGGGCGGCGGCGACCACAGCGCGGCAGAACGCCCUCUCCGACCGCUCUAGGAAACGACACACGAGCAGUCAAGGUUGCGACAUUGGUGGAAGCUGUGUAUAUCAAUUUAUAAUUACAACUUCAAAAUUGUGUGUGUGGAUAUUGUUGAUCCACCAACAAAACAACGAAAACCUACAAGUGGGUUCCAGCGUGUCAUCUACCACCUCUAAGAUCCUGGAAACUUUGAGAACAGCGGAGACGCCGUUGGUGGAAGAGGAGUCAGGCGUAUCCCUCACGGACGGAUUAAUGUCUUCGGAAGCGUCAAGCCAAACAGGUGGCGAGGAGCGGGGCCGUGCUGCACCUGCGGUGGGCGUGGUCCGUCUGCGGGAUCUUCUCCUCGGAGAACGCGAGGUCCAGGCGCCGGUCGCGCGAUCGUCGUCGCCCCGCCGCCGCCCCGCACUCGCAGCGCGCUCCUCUGCGCGCACGGCUCCUCUGCCCCACGGCGGCCGG
This is a messenger RNA of Gryllus bimaculatus (two-spotted cricket), 636 nucleotides long. The record is from the annotation of a GenBank genome assembly. NCBI's taxonomy places the organism in Eukaryota, Metazoa, Arthropoda, Insecta, Orthoptera, Gryllidae.